Molecule: messenger RNA, 1998 nt
Organism: Schistocerca piceifrons (Central American locust)
Lineage: Eukaryota; Metazoa; Arthropoda; Insecta; Orthoptera; Acrididae
Product: UDP-glycosyltransferase UGT5-like
Exons: 9
Coding region: 1-1998 (665 amino acids)
Molecular function (GO): UDP-glycosyltransferase activity
Source: RefSeq, a predicted model, not a curated record
AUGCGCACUCGCCCGCUGCUGCUGGUGGCCCUGUUGAGCGCCGCCGGCGCGUCCGAGGCGGCCAACAUCCUGUGCCUGGUCUACUUCGUGGCGCCCAGCCACUUCGUCAUGUUCGAGCGGCUGUUCAAAGCUCUGGCGGCGCGGGGCCACAACGUCACCGUGGUCAGCCACUUCCCGCAGAAGACGCCCGUCGCCAACUACACCGACAUCAGCAUCCUCGGAAGCAUUCCCUUCUUCGCAGACGAGGUGACGAUGGACCUGGUGGGCGAGUACCAGUCUCUCUCGCUGGCCGUCCUCAACUGGCAGGAGAACAGCGACUUCUGCUCGCGCGUGCUGGCGCUGCCGCAGCUGCGCGCCCUGCGGGACACACCCGCCCACUACGACCUGGUCAUCGCCGAGAUCUUCCACGGCGACUGCCUCGUGCCCUUCGCCCACGUGUUCCAAGCGCCGCUCGUCGGCAUCGUCUCCAGCGUCGCCUUCCCCUGGGUCUACGACAGGGCGAGUGCAACGCACUGUGCGCCCGCGCUGAGACGUGCCGCGGUUUCUGCAGAGCAGGUGGGGAACCCCGACCACCCGGCGUACAGCGAGUGCUACUACGCGGCGAUGACGGCGCCCUUCUCGUUCCUGGAGCGGCUGGAGAACGCGGCGUGGCACGUGGCGCUGCGCCUCGGCGACUGGUGGUUCUCGCAGCGGCCCAUCGACGCCCUGGCGCGCGACUUCUUCGGGCCGGACGCGCCGGCCGCCAGCAGUGUGGCGCGCGGCUCCAGCCUUGUGCUGGUCAACAGCCACCACAGCGUGAACGAGCCGCGGCCCACCGUGCCCGCCAUCGUCGAGGUGGGCGGCCUCCACAUCAAGGAGGUUCAGCCUCUGCCGGAGGAGCUGCAGCGGUUCCUGGACGACAGCCCGCAGGGGGUGGUGUUCUUCAGCCUGGGCACCAUGGUGCGCUGCGACACGUUCUCGCCGGACAAGAUGGCCGCGCUGCUGGCCGUGUUCUCGGCGCUGCCGCAGCGCGUGCUGUGGAGGGUGGACCCCGCCAAGCUGCCGCCGCUCCCGGCCAACGUGCUCGCGCGCAAGUGGAUGCCGCAGAACGACGUGCUCAAUCAUCGAAACGUGCGGCUGUUCAUAACGCACUCUGGCCUGAUGGGGACCCAAGAGGCGCUGUGGGCAGGCGUGCCCAUGCUGUGCAUGCCCAUGUUUGGCGACCAGUUCCUCAACGCCCUCAAGGUGGAGUCCCUGGGAGCCGGCAUCAAGCUCGAGUACAAGGACAUCACGCACCAGUCGCUGACCAGCGCCAUGGACGCCCUCCUCAACGAUCCGAGGUACCGCGAGCGCGCCAAACACCUGUCGCAGCUGUUCCGGGACCGCCCCCGGCCGCCGCUGGAGGAGGCGGUGUACUGGGUGGAGUACGUCAUCAGGCACCAGGGGGCGCCGCACUUGAGGUCCGCCGCGCUGGACCUGGCCUGGUACCAGUACCUGCUCAUAGAUGUCGCCGCCUUCGUGAUAGCGGCUGCGUCGGCUGUUUCCGUCUUAACGUACUUGGUAGUGCGCAGGAUUUUGAGGCUCUUCAACAUCAAAAAGAGCUCAAAUCACGCGAGGAAGAUGGAAAAGAAGAUGAAGUGGCUGUGCCGCAGGCGACUUUUAGGAAUGGAGCGCAUCACAUUUAAGGAUUACAUUGAGAGCGGCGCGGUGUACGUGUCAUUCGGCAGCUUGAUCCCGUUCCACACGCUGCCGCUGGACAAGAUGCGCGCCAUCCUGGAGGCGCUGUCCACCCUGGAGCAGCGCGUGCUGCUGCGCUGCGACGCCUCCCAGCUGCCGGCCGGUGUGCGGCUGCCUGGCAACGUGCGGGCCAGCAGGUGGCUGCCCCAGGUCGACAUACUGGGCAGAGGAACAGAAGAGGCGCCGCCAGCCCACCACGCGUACCUGGGCACCAACCUAGGACGUAGCAAUGAGUCGGCGGGUGGACAGCGGCAGGAGGCGCUGAGCGCGGACGGUGCAUAG